This is a messenger RNA of Hyaena hyaena (striped hyena), 3036 nucleotides long. Its product is annotated as phospholipid scramblase 4. The transcript is spliced from 10 exons. NCBI's taxonomy places the organism in Eukaryota, Metazoa, Chordata, Mammalia, Carnivora, Hyaenidae. Gene Ontology annotation, molecular function: phospholipid scramblase activity. Gene Ontology annotation, biological process: plasma membrane phospholipid scrambling. The record is from RefSeq and is a predicted model, not a curated record. Bases 152 to 1126 code for a protein of 324 amino acids. Gene Ontology annotation, cellular component: plasma membrane.
CGCCGUCGCUUCCCUUUCCUCGGCUCCGCUAGGAGAGUUAGACCGCGGCCCGGCGUCGCGGGGGCCGAGCGGACAGCGGGCCGGCGGCAUUCCCUUGGCUCAGCGCUCACGAGGCCAGGCUGAUUGGCAGGACUAAGUGGAAUUCUUCAAAAUGUCAGGUGUCAUCCCCACAGCCCCUGAGCAGCCUGCAGAGGAGAAGUCUCCCAGUCAAAGGCCUGAUGCGCCUCCUGACUACAAUUCCCAUUUUGUACCAGGACCCCCUGGACCAGCUGUCGCUCCACCUGCAGGCUACGCGGGAGGCUGGCCAGUGGGAUACCACAGUCCGCAGCAGCCCAGUACCUUCUUCCCGUACCGGCCAGCUGUUGCUGCCCAUCCCACCCAGUACCAGCCCGGCAAAUACCAAAUGCCAAAUCAGCCUGUUCCAAUAACAUGGAUGCCAGGGCCACCUCCUAUACCAAACUGCCCUCCUGGUCUGGAGUACUUAACCCAGCUGGACACCAUACACGUCCUCCAGCAUUUUGAGCCUCUGGAAAUGAUCACAUCUUUUGAAACUAAUAAUGGAUAUGACGUUAAAAACAACCUGGACCAGAUGGUUUACGUUGUAAAUGAAGACACAGACGACUUUACCAGAAAUGCUUAUCGGACACUAAGGCCCUUCGUCCUCCGAGUCACUGACUGUAUGGGCCGAGAAAUCAUGACCAUGCAGAGGCCUUUCAGAUGCACCUGCUGUUGCUUCUGUUGUCCCUCCACCAGGCAAGAGCUGGAGGUACAGUGUCCUCCCGGUGUCACCAUUGGCUUUGUUGCAGAACACUGGAACCUGUGCAGGGCAGUGUACAGCAUCCAGAAUGAGAAGAAAGAAAAUGUGAUGCGAGUACGUGGACCAUGUUCAACCUAUGGCUGUGGCUCAGAUUCUGUUUUCGAGGUCAAAUCCCUAGAUGGCGUAUCCAACAUUGGCAGUAUUAUUAGGAAGUGGAAUGGUCUUUUAUCAGCAAUGGCUGAUGCUGAUCAGUUUGAAAUUCACUUCCCAUUAGACAUGGAUGUGAAGAUGAAAGCCAUGAUUUUUGGAGCCUGCUUCCUCAUUGACUUCAUGUAUUUUGAAAGAUCACCAAGACGUUCAUCAAGAUAGAUGGACACAGCAAACCAGCAAUUAUGGUUAAUUAAAAAAAAAAUUAGAAAAGUUGGAACGGGCCUACAAUCCCCUGAAUUAUUUUCAAAUAUAUGUAUCUGCUGUUGCAGACUAUUUUUACUGGGUAUUAGCUCUGACAGGUAGGCUAAGUGUGUUAGGGCAAGAACACAAUCUAAACAUGUGUUUUAAUUGGUUAUCUGUCUACUUGGUCGACUAGUAGUUCACCUUGAAAAAGCUAUGACUCAUUAACCAAGUAAACAUAAUACAAUGAGCUUGAAAACACUUUACUAUGAGAUAAGGGAAAAUGAAUUCCAGGGCUCUCACAGUAAUAGGUCAUGAAACGGUGAGCUUUUUAGCAGUCUUUGAGGUAGAGUAAAAUAGCUUUUAUCCCCAACCCACUCCUACCUCUCCUCUUCAUCAACUUGUUCUGUUACUGAAGACAAAUUUGAUUCCAGGAGAAAAGAAUGAUGCUCUUGAUCUUUAAAAACAAAAAGGAAGGCAGGCAGAAAUACUAUGCAUUAUUGUAUGAGGAAAAUUUACUUGUGCAUAUGUAUCAAGACUUUGUUUUGCAAGUUUCUAAGUCUCAAUGGGUAUUUUGAUUUUAUUACCAAAUAAAAUAUAUUUUUUUUAAUCAUAAGGUUUGUAUUUUCCACACCUAUUCCCUCAUUCACUAAUGUGGUCUAUCAGGACCUGCCUGGACAUGGAGUCAGGGUCAGAUUGUCAGGAAAAGAGCUGACAAGGGCCACAGCCAGUCUGCAUCUCUGAGCAACUCAGAGAUUUCAGUGCCUUUAUAAGGAGCUUGCAUUUAAUCCAUUUAAUCUCUCGUGGUCUCAGGUGCCUUAUAUAUAAACUAUGUUUGGUCAAUCUCUAGGAUUGCCUAUUGAACCCUUGUAUCUCAUUGGAUGUGACAGAGAGGAGAUAAUUUUUCUCUUUCUUUCAAGAUCACUGAUAAUCACCAUGUUUUUUCUAAUUGUAAGAGUUGAUACAGCGUUUCUAUUUUGAAAUGUGGCAUUCUGUGUAGCACUUUGUAAAAGCAAAACUACAAAUUUUGACAUUGUUUAAUAUUUUUUAGCUGCUUUUUUAUUUAGAUGGUAGAUAAAUCUGCCUGUACAAAGAAAAUGAUAAAACUUCGCUGUGAACUAUAGCUUAACAGUAAAAUUAUGUAGGAUCAACAUUGUUAAAGUAUAAAUGUACUUGUUGUUAUUACCUAGUUAAGAGCACAGUGUAUUGGUGAAUAGACGCUGAUGAAUCAACCUGUGUCUUUUAUAUUCUACCUUCCUAUCUGGACAUGGACUGUUUUUUCAUCACAGCCAGUAUGUAGAAUGAAAUGUAUUCUUCUCCUUGUUAAAUGAAUAAAGACUGAGUGUUCUCUGAUGGGAUUAUUUGGAGAUGAGGGCCUUUGCCCAAAGUUCUUAUUAAAGUCAAAGAAAGGUGCUUCAUUUUUAAAUUAUAUUUGUCUUUUCAUGGUAAAGUUGUUUUACCCAGUUUCUUAUAAUUUCUAUAUUUAGAUGCUACUACUAGCUUUUUUUAAAUGUAAAACUGCUACUUUUCUAAAAAGUAUAAUUACCUUAUAUUUGAAAAUGCAAUUGCAGUCUUAAACAUAUAUAUUAUUUCUUAUAAUAAUAUCUGACAUUUUGUAUAGCAAAUGAGACAAUAACAUUGAGAAAAUUUAUCUAUAUACACUUCAUUUUUACUUGCCCGCAUCCCUACAUCCCAAGAACUGCUGCAUAAUGCUAAGAAAAAAUUAUUUAACAUAUGACAUUUUCAAUUUCUGUUCAAAGUUUUCAUGCUACUAAGUUGUCUCUUACAGUUGUAAUCCAUCUUCUUUAAAAGUAGUGAUGUGUCUUAUAUUUUUAUACUAUGGUUCAUAUUAAAAUUUCCAUAUUUCUUAAUGGUAUUUCAUUGUGUAA